Fusarium pseudograminearum CS3096 is the source of this 1827-nucleotide messenger RNA. RefSeq lists its product as uncharacterized. NCBI's taxonomy places the organism in Eukaryota, Fungi, Ascomycota, Sordariomycetes, Hypocreales, Nectriaceae. The transcript is spliced from 3 exons. The coding region runs from base 1 to 1827 and encodes 608 amino acids. The record is from RefSeq and is a predicted model, not a curated record.
AUGAAUCACAACGAGUUCACCGAGAGCGAGUCCAUGAUGGGCUCCGAUGAGAUGUGGUCAACACCAGUCACCCAGUCUAAGCCUCGACCUAUGCCAAUUUACCAAGGACUUUCUUUCUGCGGUGCCGAGGAUUUCUCAUCAGUACCCUCCUGGGACACAUCUUCUGUCUCGUUCCAGCAAACUCCCAGCGAGACCAUGUCCCGUCCUGUUUCUAUGCACCAAGACUUUUACCCUCCCACCAUGGACAACGCAUCAUGGAUGGAUAAGCCGACUGAGGAUCACUUUGAUCUUCAUGGCAUGGAUUACGAUAUGACCAUGGGAAUGGGUAACUCUUUCACUGCUGAUGAGGCUAUUCCUGUUCUUGACCUCAAGCAUGGUGCACUUGUUGAGGAGGAUCUGAUGGCCAUCGAUGGUGGUUCAAAACAGCGUCGCAUGUCCGGUUCUUCCUUCUCCAUGUCCACCUCUGGUGCAUUCUCCGACAUGCACCAUGAUGACUUCUCGGCAGCUCUCUCUGAGGCACCCUCCUUCACCUCAGACUACCCUCAUCGUUCCAACCGCACUUCCAUGAUGUCCUCAACUCAGCUCUCGCCCGUUGCUUCACCGCGAAUGACCCCUCAGUCCAGGACCGACCUCGUUCGAACUCAGAGCCGUGGCCGUGGCGCUUCUCCUUCUCCACGACCAGUCAACGUACGAUCUGCCCCUUACAGUGUCGAAGGCCCCAGAAUCAAGCGAUGGUCUACAGGCACUUACGGAGCCCCUGCGAGCCGAAAGCCUGCUCAAUACGCCUACCACCCUUGCCAGGACGUGUACAACAACCACCAGCAGAUGUUUUCCGGCCACUCUUCUCCCGCUAUUGGCGCCUCUCCUCUGCCCCUCAACUACGGCAACCUCCAGGCAAUGCAACAGGCCCCAUUCGUCGUCCCCAGCACUCCUGUCUUCCAGAGGAACAGCAUGUUGCUUCCCACCCAGCUCCCAUCUCAGAUGGCACAGCAGCAGCAAUGGCAAACCGACGUCAACCACUACGCCCCGCCCCAGCCUCUUCUGUCUCAUGGUCUUUUCAGGAUGCUUCAGAGCAACGGUGACGCCAGCUGCCUUAGCGGCCACUACACCGACCUCUCUGACCCUCCGGAUCUGUACGCUGCUCUCCAUGAGGAGCAGAUUCCUCCUCCCGCUGAGGACAUGAACCCCGAGGACCCCGACAUGAUUCCCCGCGAGCAGGAAUUGCGAUUUGAAGGCGACCUUUACACCCCUAGAUGGGUCCGGGGACACGGCAACAAGCGCGAGGGAUGGUGUGGAAUCUGCAAGCCCGGAAGGUGGCUCGUGUUGAAGAACUCGGCCUUUUGGUACGACAAGUCCUUCUCUCAUGGUAUCAGUGCCGCCACCGGAAGCUCGUUCCAGGAACCUCAGCAGAAGCGACGCAUGGAUGGCAACCCUGAUGUUUGGGAAGGCCUUUGCGGCAGCUGCAAUGAGUGGAUCGCACUCGUCAGCAGCAAGAAGAAGGGAACCACCUGGUUCAGACACGCUUACAAGUGCCACACACACCUCAAGGUCAAGGAUACGCCCAAACGUCGCCGCGAGAGCAGCAACGCCAGGGCCUUAGCCAUGUCGAGCAUGGCAAAGCCCAAGACCGAUCAACGACCUAUCACGCCCCAGAUGCCAGGCUCCUCGAUGGAGUCGGCUACUACGCCCAGACCUUCUGUCAUGCCACACAUUACAUCUCACCCUCAGUCUCACCAUCAUCUUCUUACUCCUCAGGAGCCCUACACCAUUGACCCGAUGUCUGGAAACGUCCUCGUCACGACCGAACCCUUUCCGAACAUGAUUUAA